GAGGGGGGAACUGUAGAGCUCCCGCCUCAUCAGACACCUUGUAGACAAGAAGACAAGCGCGCGCACGACUCACGUGCAAAGGUAAAAUGCAGUUGAUGAAUCGGCCGACGCUCACGAGUCUGCAGCUCGCGGUAAUCUAACAUUAGUUUUGGGAGAAGAGGAGCCAUGAAGAAACACCUGAGUCCCACAAAACAGCAGCAGCAGCAGCCGCCGCCGCCGCCGCCGCCACCGGCUGAUGUCCCGGCUCCAGGCUGCGAGGUUACCGUCCAACAACUCAACGAGCUCCUGUCCAACGGCAGCGGCUUCUACAGUUUACCGACACAACAUUUCAACGAGGUCUUCCCCCGAAUAUACAUCGGCAACGCGUUCGUAGCUCAGAAUACAAUGCGUCUGCAGAAACUCGGAGUGACGCACGUCCUCAACGUGGCGGAGGGCACCUCCUUCAUGCACGUCAACACCAGUGUGGAGUUUUACGCUGGCACAGGGAUCACGUACCACGGUAUCCAGGCCAAUGACACCGAGCAGUUCAACCUCAGUGCCUUCUUUGAGGAGGGGGCUGACUUUAUCGACAAGGCCCUAGCACACAACAAUGGCAAAGGGAAGGUGUACGUUCACUGCAGAGAAGGCUACAGCCGCUCCCCUACCAUGGUUGCUGCUUACCUCAUGCUGCGCCAUAAAAUGGAUGCCCGGCUGGCGGUGGCCACCGUGAGGCAUAAGAGAGAAAUCGGUCCUAACGACGGCUUCCUUCGCCAACUGUGCCAACUUAACGAGAAGCUGGCAAAGGAGGGCAAGCUGAACGGGGAGGUGGGCAAACUAAAGACCAAAUGAAAGCAGGAGAGACGCUCUGCCCUCCGUCUCCUCCCAUCAUGCCUUUCACGGGCUUCUGCUGCUCCCGGAGACCGACCCCACCCUGACCAAACCAGCACCCAUCUGACACACCAGGGGUAUUCUGAAACACAAACAUACAUACAUUUAUCUGUGUAGAUAAUUAUUCCUCAUGCGCACACACAGUCUCACACACGUACAUGUUUUGUUUUCUAGUCCCCAGUUCACGUCUGUCACUGCUGCUCUGGAAGGGGACAUCUUGUCAGUCCUCUAACUGCUCCUACAAAGAGUGUGAUCUCAAAUACUAAAACAAACCCCUCAACCUCCUUUUUUUAAAAUCUACACUACCCAGAUGUGCAGACGUAUCGCUGCUAGUACCUGAAAGCUCCAAAUUUCUAGCGUUUUUUUGAGCUGAGCUACGUAAAGCAUUCCUUCAAUUCCCACAAGUUGAGACGGUGAAAACUUCGCCCUGAUUUUUAAGAUUUUCCUUAAAUAGUUGUACAAGAUUAUAGCACAAUCAUUCCAUAGUUUUCCACUGCCGGGAAUGUCAGUGAUGUCUCCGCCAGCAGGAGUACUCUAUAAAUUCCAAAUAUUUAAAGUCGGUGGCCACACAUGAUGCAACCUGCAGACAAAAUAUGUCCGUUAUGUUACACAGAAAGUGAUAUGUGAAUCCCAAACAUUCCAUGAAAACUGAAAAAAGCCCCUCAAGAGUUUUGUUUGCCCUCUCAGUCCUUAAAAUCCUGAAUUCUCUUCUACCUGUAUUUAAUGCACAAACUCAAAUUAUCCACACUCUAAUGCAAGCUGUAGCUCUAUGUAGCAUUUCAGUCGGCAUCCUUGACUCUCUGGCCUCUAGUUUGACGGCGGUAGCGUUAGAUUUGUCGGUUGUUGACAGAGCUGCGGCAUCCUUAAAGCUGGCACCGACGGCAGCAAAGGUAGAGCUAAUUAAAAAUAAUGAGCUGCGUGGGUUGUUCAUGUAGCGGCCAUAUUUAAGUGCUGAUAUCACGAAUGUACAUUAGAGCUAAAUAUGCCGUUACUCUAGUUUGUCAUUGAGCUCAAUCAGGCUACACAGAAAGACAAAUCCCGUUUAUGUAAGUAGGUACGGUAGAGGGGAACACUGGAUGGAAUUUCCUUUCAAAAAGAACAAAAGGUCACUUCUACGCCCUUAAAUUUAUGCUUUUUCAAUUUCCUCCUGCAUUAGAAAUAUUGAAUGUCAUUCAUUUGAAGUUAUUACAGUUUUAUAUAAAGGCAGCUGGAGAUGAGUUGCUCACCAGCAGUGAGCUGCAGCCGCCUCCCAUUAUCUGGGUAGAUGGAGGUUUACACUUGAUAAAUACAGUCUGAGCACAAUCUGCUGGUUCAGUUUGUGUGUUAAAGAAGUAUUAUUCUCGCAGGAAACACUUUUACUAAGGGCAACAUUUUUACAGACCUUAGCUGGUUGUUUUGAAUAGUUUUGUAGUUUUAAUCCUUGCAUAAUUCCUAUAAAGAUGAACACAGAGUAUCUACACAGGAGGUGUUCCAACUGUGUUAAUCGAUUUGAAUCAAUGCGGCUGUCAACAGCAGCAGCGUAACGGCUUGGGUUUCACUCGUGCUAUAUGCGAGGGUAUUUUUACACCUCAGAUCUAUUUUCUGUGUAACUACAGUGAUCAUGUGUUGGGCUUCCAAAGCGCAGGUGACCUACACUCUCACAACAGUGUGCCUGAACGCAUCCUGUGUGAGCCCUGACGGAGCGCUGAAGCUGCUGCUCCUCCUGUGUAGACGCUGAUGUUAGUGUCGAAAAAAAAUCUUUAAUCUUUAUGCACUCACUAUAAUAUUAUAUCAUUAUUUCUCUGUCACUAACUAUUGUACAGUAGUUAUAAAUUUUUUUUAUGGAUUUACUUUUGAUCAUUUAGUGACUAUUUUAUCAAGGGUUUUGCUAUUUUUCUCAUAUGGAAUAGAUUAAUUGAAUCACCUGGUUUUUGUUGCACUUUAAUUUGCCGUCAACUUAGAAGACGUCCACACUAAGCCAGCUAAUUUUGAAAACGGAUUAGGGUUUUUACAUAUUUGUACAACUGAAUGAGCGUAAAUGAUCGAGGGAGAACAAAGACAACAGAAAGUUAUUAUUCUUACUUUUAAUUGUAGAUCAAUUGGCAUUGUGCCCAACUCUCAGGGCAGGCAUACGUCAAAAGCUCAGUUUACCUAAAAUGCCGGUUUCCAGAUUCAUCCACUCUGUAGACCGUUUUCGAAAACAGCAACUCCAGAUUAGUGUGGACAGAAGGCUAAAAUGAAAAGACAAAGAUGUUUUAAAUUUAGCCGGUUUAGUCUGAACGUACCUCGAGGUUCUUCAAAUAAAGAGGAAAUAGAUUUGUUGUCAGUUUUUUAAAACUUCAGCUAGCUGGAGGACUGGGCCUCUUCCACUCGUGAGUAGAUGAUUUAUGUAAAAAAGUAUUAAUACUGGUGCUCCAGCGCGGGAAAGUUGCCACAGACUCCAUUUUUAAAAACUCUAUAAUGCGAAACAGAGAGAUUUACCUGCCGGUGAUCGACUUAAGCAGCAUUGUGUGAACUUGUUGGGCAAGGGCUUGAAUAUAACAGAUGUUCAUUAACAUGGACGCACUCCGGCUUUAACACACUAAAAUCUGCAGUAGCAUAGGGGUGUUAAACUCUGAUUUUGCCAGUUUUACCACCUUCAAACUAGAGGCCUUUCAGUUUUAACUGUCAAAUGCAUCACCGGGGGAACGAUGCCACCCACUUUCAACAGAAAGUUCCAGUCAUCACGCCAGAGAGUUGUCCACUGCCAAUUCCCUGACACAGCCAUUCGGCCAGUAUCCAGUUCCACUGUUUUCAUCAACACAGUUUGUCAGAGGUCCAUACACAACAUGUCACUUGUCUCACUCCUAAGUGUGUGUGUCAUACAGUAACUUAUUAUGCCUGACUUUAUGCACACACAGGGUCAAAUCACAAAGCCUUUUUUGGUUGUAUGUACUAAAGCAUUGCAAUAUAUGUCAAUACCCCAUCAGAUAUAUAGAAUGUAAUCACAUCUAAAUAUGACUAUUCAGGCUGUAGUUGUUACAUAUAGACAACAGUAGUCCAACAAUACAUUUUGGAAGACACUAUUUAUUACUGGGCAUAAUGCUGUAAACUAGAACUAGUGCCAGGAAAGACAGUGAUGGAGUGUUUUUAAAACCUGCACCAGGUCACUCCUUUAAAGAGUUUUUUUUUUUUUUUUUGAGACAAAUUCCCAUAAAAAGUGUGAGAACGAGGGAAUGUAGGCGGUUUGAGAUGGAAAGUCAGAACUGUUGAGCUGGAUGACUACCAGCAUCGCUUCAGUUUGUGCCAGUAGUUCAGCCACUAUGUCCCACACAUCAGAUUGCAUAUUCCUCCUGAACAAACGGCCGGGGGCAUGUUAGCAUGAAUCCAGGGGGAUAGUCGUCUCACUAGAGAGGAAAAUGGAAACUGGGUUGUCUCACCUCAUUAAUGGCACUAUUUAUUCCUCCUUUGAUAUAUCUGUAUACAUAUGAAUAUAUACAUGUAUACUGUAUAUACAUAUUUAAGUGUUGACAUAUAUGAAUGUAUGAGCAAUGUGUCUAUAACGUGUAGGUAUCGUCAGUAUGUCUUAAGUCCUUAUAUAUCAUGUUAUAUUUGUAUAUGCUCCUUCAUUCUUUCUGUUCCACAGUUAACUACAUGUGCAUUAAUAUUCAAGUAUAAUGUACAUGUAAAGUGUUGUGUGUGUAAUUGUGAUAUUUCGUAUCACAAUUGUGCUAAAGUUGCUUAUAUUAGCAGGGGUUUUUCCAAGCUUAGCUGGAAUACUGAGGCAUGUAAUCAUCGUGUUUUUGUGAGUGUUUUGUACAGUUUUAAGUUUCCAUGGUAAUGCUAAUUUAUUCAUAGUAUACAGCAAGAUGCAGGUGGCAGCCUGAGAUGGAUAUGGAUUAUCCUGCAUAUGACCUUACAGCGUUCAUGUCAUCGUGUCAAACUCAUCCCAUCACCAGUUCAUCUGGUGCCUCAAAGCAUUUACGGUUCGCUCUUUCUCGACAGGAGUUGGAGGUUUUUCUUUAAGAUCAGGAUCUGGAAGUUUUCUUUGGAUGAGAAUUAAUUGAUUCUCCAGCUACACUUUGAAUAUCAAUGCAAUGUUUUAGCUGCAAAACACUCCAUGGAACUCACUUACAAACAUUCACAUUUAGCAAGCUGCAGACCCGCCACUAGGGGGGGCUGUUCAGUCAUUGUUUGACCUUUUGGGUUCUGUAGGCCAGGCUUUAUUUGGAUUUUAUAUAAUGGUAGUGUGAGUUAGACAAUAAUAAAGACUGACUUAUUUUAAGCCUAAAAAGACUUGUGUUUCCAAUGUAACAAUCAGUGACACCUGCGGACCAGUGGUUUCCACGAAAAGUGGAAAAUGUAGUUCAAAAUUUGGGGUUUGCUAACAGUGAUGUGAACUGAGCGCUGAGAAGAGACGGUUCACAAGGGCGUGGACAUCAAGUCAAGUUGUUUUUCAUUCGACAACCAAACCACUGGUAGUUUUUUGUAUUGUGUCAGUCGUCUCUGAAUUUUUACAACGCAAUGACAAAUCGAUCUUGUUCACUUUACUAUAUGAUGUUUUAAACCAGACAUGGAGGUGUAGAGCAGAGCUGGAACAAUUAGUCGAUGAAUCUGGUUUCGAUCGACAGAGGAUUAAUCUGCAGCUAUUUUGAUGAUCGAUUAAACCUUUAAAAUAAUUAGUAGAACAUUUAAUGGUUCUCUUAUGUGCAGAUUUACUGCCUUAAAUUGAAUGUUAGUCGAACAGCUCGGGGAAAUUAUGUUAAUUUAUACUUUUCUGAGGUUUUAUACACCAAAAUAGUUGUCAGAUCAAUCAAUGAAAAAAAAAAAAAAAUGAAAAUAAUUAAUAAAUUAGAUUCUUCCCUAUAUUGUACUAUGAAUUCAGUUUUACAGUAUAGCUAGGAAGCAAUCCAGUCGGAUGUGUUUAUAACUAGUGUUUAGAUUUAGAGGGUCAGAAGGUAAAGUACUGCAGACUCCCGUUUAAAUAAACACAGGCCAUGUGUUUAUACAGCGAUCUGAUCUCAUAAGAUCCGAUCUUUUAAACAAAAUCUCAAAACAUGCAUUGAAAUGUCAAGUGCUGCUGUAGCCUCUGACUUACUCUUGGCCAGGAGGAUGAGUCAGAGAAGGGAAUAUUAUCACAGGGAGUUAGAAACGAGGGCAAACCGUCUCAAACUUUGCCGAGUGAGAACAUAAGAGCAGUUGUGAAGUCUCUCACGGGGGACGUCACAAGGUUGCUACGAUUCCGGCUCCCAGUGAUGGUCUCAGUGUUGGUUCACACGCGGGUUUGUUCCUGUCAUCCGGUCAUCUCAUACGCUUGAAAAUGCUUCAGAUCUGUAACCUGAUUUCACACAUCUUGCGAGCGCUGCUUUCUGUUGGGAUUCCUGAAGCGUGCCGCAAGAUGAAUCUGGUGCAGUAGCUUAAGUUUGAAACAAUUUUCAAGGAUCAUUUAGCGCAUGUUUCACACUGGAUUUCCCUCCACCUCCUCAUCAUGAACCCCAAACCACACAACAACGUUUGCCCUAUUGAAUUGAUUAUAUAACAGAGUAUACGUUAGUCUACAGGCAGAGAGAACCACUUACCUCUGUGCCCAAAUGUAAUAUGAUACACCAGGUUUGUCUGUGCCAAGUGACCUACUGUAUUGUACAAAAGUCAUUUUUAAAUGUUAAUGAUUGGCUUUUUUAUUAUGCAAACGGCCUGGGGUUUCACUCAUACGAAUAUUCACAUCUGCUCUACAAUACUGCCCUCCUUCUGAAUACACAAAAAGCAACAACUUACUGCACGCAGUUCGGUAUUUCUUGAGUUUUACAUUCAGUAUGUCUUUAAAAUUUGGGAAUUAUUGGGGUAAAAUUGUUCAACUCGGUCCAGGAUGAGGGUAUGUACUUUAUAGCAUCAACUGCCUACACCAACCUGCUUACUGAUUCAAUCAUUGACAGAUUUGGCUCCCAAGAAUAGGGUCUGAUAAUCACUCUGUGGUAGCCGAACUAGCCACAGUAGAAGUUUUCUGUAACAUUUUGUAGCCGUUAUUUACAUGACAAAACUGUACAACAAAGUAUGGAUAAAAAGAAAGCUUCUAUGAUGGCUACACUGCUGGCUUUGCGCCCUUUUGCAUUGAGUAACAGAUAAACACUGCCACCUGCUGUUCAACAAGUCGAGUUCAAAUCAAGUUCUUUUUUUUUUAAAUGCUAAUAAUUUAUGGUGUUUAUAACUAAAAUCAUAAAUAGUUACAAUCCAAUCACAAAGCCAGUUUCUUUUACUUAAAUGUGAAACCCUGUAAUGUCAAGAUUAAGUAUUUUUCCUUUUGUUUGGUUUAACAAGGUACCAGCAUCAUUUUGUGGGUUAUUCUCCAGGUACAGUACAUUAUGUAUUAUCGAGAAUGUCAAAUGUGAAAUGCCAUUAAUGUAUAUUGUUAUAUAUCCUGAGUAUGUAACACGCACUAAGGCAAUUGUGAAUUGCUGCAUUUUAUUGUCUUAACUGGCCUACUAUAUAGAUAGGACAUUGUUUGAUAUUGGAUCUAGUGAGUUAAAAUUGCAGAUGAAACAUUGUUUCUGAUUUCUUUUCUCCUCAAAGUAAUAUUAAGUUAUUUUUGAUUUAUAUUUGUCCUAUUACAAUGACUUGGUUGAUUAUAGGUUGAAUAUUUUUGCUUUGCUAAUAAAGAAGGGGAUUUUUUUUGUGAAGUAGGAAACUCAAAAAGUUCUUGAAAGUGAGAUUGUGACCUACUUCUCCGACUCAACCAUUAAGCUAAAUACAGUAUGUCAUUAUCCGUGUUGUUUUUGGACGUAAUGGUAGUCAGACAUGGACCAGACGGCGAUUGUAAUUCAUCCAUAGUGCUUGUUGAAAAGCGUACGAGUUACCAGAGAGGAGAGGAGGCUUGUUAAAUCAUUCAGAGAGAGCCAGGUAGUGUUUUUAUCACAGAAAAGUACAUUAAAUUGGCUUUCGUUAAAAUUUGCAGUCCCAUGUGGCGUAUCUCAGCCAUCUGCGCUGAAGUAGGCAAAAACCUGAGAUGUUAAAACCCUCUGUGACUGACAGUUCAUAUAUUACAUCAUGGAAACUCAUCUGGCUGAACUUAUCUGUCUAUGAUGCAAUAAACUCCAUCCAUCUGGUACUCUUGAGAGCAUUCAAACAAACACCGGAAAUUACUUACAAAUACUGUUCGGCCCAGGUGAGGCGCCGACACCAGAGCUGUCAUCUUCUCCUCCUCCUCCUCCUCCUCCUCCUCCCAUUCUGAUGAACGGCUUAACGCAGGAGUUUUAGCACAAAUGAGCCCACUGCCUGACUCCUCCUGGGAGUCCGUGACACUAGUCGACGUCUUAUCUCGCGUCACAGUUGCAUUUCUGUUCACGUACAGAUGUCGCAGAGGACACUGUUUGUGAUGUUGGAUUGGCAGUUUAUGGGUAUAUCCACAUAUAUAUUUGUCACCGCCACUGACAUCUCAACGAACGCAUCAGUAAUGACACAGCACCCCACCCAAAGCCUUACAGUAAAGAUCGAUUCUUUAGAUUGUUUUUGAGUUUGUGUAUCUCACUUCACACAGUAGGAAGGGACGGCUCCCUUACAGAAUGAGACAUUGUUGAAGUGCACUUGAUUUUAAAUUGCAAUGUUAUUUUUCUUACCUUGGAGAAGUCCCUUCUUUCUUAUGUUUAAGAAAUAAAUGGCUGAGGUAUUAACAUCUUA
Messenger RNA from Dicentrarchus labrax (European seabass), 8496 nucleotides. It is a transcript of the gene dusp3a, whose product is annotated as dual specificity phosphatase 3a. Gene Ontology annotation, cellular component: cytoplasm. The record is from RefSeq and is a predicted model, not a curated record. NCBI's taxonomy places the organism in Eukaryota, Metazoa, Chordata, Actinopteri, Moronidae. Gene Ontology annotation, molecular function: protein tyrosine/serine/threonine phosphatase activity; MAP kinase phosphatase activity. The transcript is spliced from 3 exons. Gene Ontology annotation, biological process: protein dephosphorylation; negative regulation of MAPK cascade. The coding region runs from base 166 to 828 and encodes 220 amino acids.